UAGUUCUUUAAUUUAUGUUAAUAAAAUAAUAAUGGCUUCACAAGACAAGUUAGUUAAAGCUCUAGAAGCAUUACGGCUGUCAAUAACGUUGAAUGCACAAAACAUAGAUUUAACAGUGAAAAAAAAGGAUAAAGUAGCAAAUAUUUCAAUAAUAGCUGAUACAAUUUGCAAUACAAAUAUACGCAGCUUGCCUAAUUUUCCAAACUUAUUGAGCGUUACAAUAGAAGUAUUUCUUCAAUUAUGCGACGAUCCAGAAUCAGACGUACGAAUGAGUGCCGACGAAUGUUUAAAUCGAAUAAUACGGGCUAUGUCAGAUGGUCAUAUUGCAAAAAUCCAAGUUGAAUUACACAAAGAAAUAAAGAAAAAUGGUUCAGCAAGAACAUUACGCGCAGCUCUUUCGCGAUUUGCGCAAUUAUGUCAUUUAAUUAAACCGCAAAAGGGAAAACCUUAUAUUCAGAUAUUGGUACCUUGUAUAGUUAAAAUUGCCACACGUGUAGAAGAAUCGGUCCUAGAAACGUUAGAUCAAAGUUUGGCCAAAAUUAUGACUGCUUUAGGCUGUUUUGCUUCUGAUAAUGAAAUUAAGACACUUCUACGAACAUUUCUACUAAAUAUAUCUCAUAUAUCAGCAGUUGUUCGUCGAACGGCAGCAAAUAGUAUGAUUACUAUUUGUUUGAAUUGUAGAAAACCUCAAGUCUUUAUUACUUUCGUUUUGAAUACAAUUCUAGAUUUAAUUAUUCCAACACGAGAAGACGUUUCUGUUUCACUACUUCUGGGUAUUUUCAGUUGUUUGCGUUGUUUUCUACCUCAUACAAAUGUUGAAUCUCGUAGUGAAGAAAUGCAAGGUAGUUUCGGUGUACGUAAGGAUCAUCAAAAUAGAACUACUCAUCAUUCAAUUGGUGAUCGAUUUAUUCAAGUGUAUGAAUUGUGUUUAUAUUAUUCUGUACAUAACGAUCAUAAUGUAAUCAAUGCAGCUUUAGAAACAUUACAUACACUCUUAGAUAAUCCUGGUGAAAAUUUAUUGGAAAUUUUAUUAUCACCCAAGGGUAUAUCACGAAGUCGAAUCACACCAUUGGAUGGACAAAUCAACUUAAAAAUACGAUCAUUAAGUGAAAUGAGUGUUGCUGUAUCUGAAAUUCAACAAGAAGAAAGCUUUUUGCUAUCAAAUGUCACCGAAAAAUUAUCAGCACCUGACGUAGAAAAUUGGAUUGAAACUUCAAAAUUAUCUCAUUCAGAACUAAAAGAUGUAAAUCCUACUCAAUCAUUUGAUCGUCUUUCUUUAAAUAAUUAUUAUGAAGAUGAUACAAAAGAUGCAGAAGCAGAUACCGAAAACAGAAGUUUAACGAAUCUAGAUGAAUAUAAUAAUUUAUUUAUUCGAAAUAUUAAUGACAAUGAAUCCGAUAUAUCGAAUAGUACAAAUCGUGAAUCGUUAGAUAUUGCACAUGAUUUUAAAAUUGAUGGAACCUCACAAACAAGAAAAUCAUCUUCAGGUGAUAUAAUCGACGAACGAGCUAGUUUUAAAUCAACAGAAGAUUUUGAUAAUAAGUGUGAUAAGACACCAUGUCCAUUCAAAGAUAUUAAUAUUGGUGAAUUCACCGACGAAGCAAUUCCAUUAAAUUAUUGUACACGCCAUUUAAUUAAAUCACAUUUAUUAACUGGAUAUCCUAAACAAUUAAUACCAGACGGCAUGGUCCGUGUGUCAGUGAAAUCGUUAGCAUUAACAUGUUUAUCCAAAAUAGUUCAAUUGUAUCCAGAUGUUUUAGCAUUGUAUUUAGAUAAGUCAUUUUGUGACAAAACUAUUAAAACAAAUAUAAAUGAACAACCGAUUUGUGAUAUAUUUUUGUAUGCGAAUCAUCAUGAUCCACAAAUACGUGGAAUUGUUCGAAUUCUUGUCGCUUCAAUGUUAAAAUCAGUUUUAUUACAUAAUAAUGCCAAUUAUACACAAUGGUUACAAACAGUUGCAAACACUCACAAUUUGGAAAUCAACACUUUGAAAUUAGAGUUUAUGAUUGAUGUUUUAAUUAAGGGCUUGGAAGAUGAAUCAUCAACCUGUAACAAACAAAGUUUAUUAGCAUUGAAAAUUUGUCUAGCCGAUUUAUUGGAAUCGCAGAACAGUAAAUCAGUAAUUCCAAUAUUGAAUGCAUUGCCAGUGGUUGUGAAAAAUCCUUACUGGCUUGUAAAAGUACAAUUGGCAGAAGUUUUACAAGAAUUGCCAUAUAUAACAAUAUUCUACGUAACAGGCAAUAGUGAAUUUCAAGAUAAAGUAUUAUAUAAUGUUUUGUAUUAUUUAUUGGGUAAUGAUGAUUUGCGAGUCCGUAAUUCAGCAGCUAAAUCUAUUGUUAGAAUAAUUCCACAUUUAUUUUAUAAGAAGGAUCAUCCGCAUAAUUUACCGAUAACAGCGAAAACAAUCGAGUAUAGGUUAAGAUAUAUGAACAAACUUUUGGAAUUAAAUAUUGAAACAAAUAUGAAUCAAAAAUAUUUUUUAUCAACGAUGCCAGAACCUUUUACUGCUCUUCAUAAUCCGAAUCAUAUGUUGAGUAAAGUCGAUUUUUUUGAAAAGUCUUUAUCAAGAAUUAUCAAUUAUUUAGAGCUGCAGUUACUUGAAUCCGAAUCGAAAUAUUUGACGUAUGGAUGCUGUGAAGCAUUAUCAAUUUUAUCCAACGAAUAUUUGACAACUAUAUACAAUCGAGCUUGGAAUUGUUUGAGCUAUGUUAAACGAAAUACUGGAUCGAAAACGUCAACAUUUCAACGAAAUAAUUCUCAGUAUAUUGAUACAUCUUUGUUAUCGAAUACAGCAACAACAACAACAGCGAGUGAUACAACUAACUCGAACUCUAACUCGUGCUCUUCUGGACUUUUAAACAUAUGUGUGGCUUUAAUGACUACUUCAACACUUAGUGAGGAUAUUUCUUGCCAACAAUGGUUAUUAACUCUAGCUGGAAAUAUUUUUUCAGGUUUAUCCAUACAAAUUUUCAAAUCUGUGGAUACUUUAAAUUUGGAAUCAAAUCAAGGACGAAAGAAUUGGGAUAUAUACACGGAUACUACAUUUGGAUUAAUUGUGGAACAAUUGUUAACACAUGUAAUUAGAAUGUUGAAUAUUUUCACACACGUGAUAGAUGAAAACACACCAGUGUUACCAACACCAAAGACAGCUUUACCAUCACUUCCAAAUGCACCGACAUUGUCACCAAUGAAGCGUAAAUCAAAAGUUGAUACAAUUGAAAAAAAUAAACUUAUUUCACCAGCAAAAAUUUUAACUGGAGCUUCAACAAUGGAUAAAGAUGAGAAAUCUGAAAAGAAGUCUGAAACGAAUAGUAAAAUUAAUACGAUGGGAUAUUUUGUUAAUAAUCCUCAUUAUAUGAAAAUGUACGAAAUAUUAAAAACUGCGUAUGGCAAUUACAAGUUAACGCUGGAUGAAAGUGCAAGUGAAAAAUUUUUAAAACUACUACAAGUUGUAUUGUCAACUUUGUCACAAAUAUUAGAAAUGUGUACAAUACAAGAAUGUGGACGUAUUGCUGAAGAAAUAUUACAAUAUUUACAAUCUUGUGUUAAUUUUGAAGCAGCUGCUUCCAUACAAUGUGUGCAGCAACUGUUAAAGUGUUUGUUCGCUACUAAUCUAUGUUCACAGCUUGAACAAGUCAAUUUAUUACAUACACAGAAGAAGCGUCAUUUUAAUCACGUAUUGGGAUCUCACAGUGACGUAAACAGUUUCUAUUCAGCCGCAUUUCAACAUGCUUACACAAAAUUUACGGAUUGUUUAAACACAAUAGCAAUUAAUAAAAAAUUAGAUAAAGAUGAUUGUUCAGUGUUGGGUUAUAUGCGACGUAAAAGUGAACGUAAAUCAUCAUUAACGUUUAAAAGUUUAGCACGUUGUGCUGAUAAAGCCUCUUUAGCUAGUUACAUUCGAUUGUUUGAACCGAUGGUUAUAAAAUCUUUAAAGCAAUAUACAGUGACAAGUGAUGUCAAUUUACAAUGUCGUGUAUUACAAUUAUUAAGUCAACUGGUCCAAUUACGUGUCAACUAUUGUUUAUUAGAUUCAGAUCAAAUAUUUAUUGGUUUUGUUUUAAAACAGUUUGAGUUUAUUGAAGAAGGACAAAUUCCUAAUGCCGAUCAUUUAAUCCCAAAAAUAUUUAAUUUUCUGGUUCACUUAUCGUAUGAAAAUCAACAUUCAAAGAGUAUAAUAGUAAUUCCAAAAAUAAUCAACUUAUGUGAUGGUUUAAUGGCUAGCGGCCAAUCUCCAGUUACACAUUGUAUACCAGCAUUGAGACCAGUAAUCAUUGACGUGUUUUUAUUUCGUGGAACACACAGUAACAACACUACAACAGAAUUGAAGGAAUUAGAAACUACACGUGAUGUAUUAUUUAGCAUGUUACUACGUCUGGUUGAAUAUCAUGAUGUCUUGGAAAUGUUAACGCUUGUGAUUAGUGACAGCAGAUAUCACAAUGAUAAUGGAGAUCGAUGGAUUAAAUGGUCAAAACUUGUGGUUGAUUCAGUUGUGCCAAUGUUAACACAACGUCGUAUUCGAUUAGAUUCUCGUGAUGCUCAAAUUGCUUUGCAUUCAUUAUUAUGUGAAUUACAUCCGAAUGUUUAUAAAGCCAUGGAUCCAUUAUUGUUAGUUUUAUUUCAAGAACCACCUUAUAUGGAAAGUCCCAUGUCAGUGCAUCACCGAUGGUUGGGUGGUAUUUUGGCAAUAUUAUUAACACUAUCCAGUGUACGUGAAGAAGUGUUGUUGUUUAAAAUAAAUGACAUCCGUAUGGAUAUACCAAUACGUGCUGUGUACACAAAGUUAAUAGAAAAUUAUGAUCCAUUGAAUGUAACCAGUUCAGCACAAUCCAUACAUAAUAUACCAGAAGAAGAAAUAUUUGCACGUUUUAUGUUUCGUGUAUUCCAUAUUGCUAGUGAGAAAUGUCUACAAUGUUUAACUCAACAACUGCAACUGCAACUACACACUAAUAGUAAUCAUAGAAAUAAUCAAGACAAUACUAAUAAUAAUAAUAAUUAUAAUAAUACUCAAUAUCUAAUAGAACAAUUUUCAACUGUACUUUUAUUUUGUAUACAUAUGUUUGAAUCAGGUAGUCAUUGUAAAAUAGCACAUACUGCAAUGAAAUUGUUACACAAUCCGUCCACAGAUAAUUUGCAGAUACCAAUAGAUGAGACAAAUGAUAUAUUUUUAAAAUUAGCUACGUUCGUUCCAUUGUUAACAUUUCAUUGGUGUUAUAUUUUAACAUUAUUAGGAUAUAGUGAACAAAAAUAUUGGUCCAAAAUAUUACAAAAUCAAACAAUCAAUUCAUCCACAUCCAAUAAUAAUAAUAAUCAUUCAAAUGAUAAUAAUAAAAUAGAAAACGUUGAUUUUGAUAUCAAUGCUAGUACUACUAGCACUAGUACUAAACAUCAUAUAAAUUCUAUUAAUUUAGAAAUUGUACGGAUUGGUGGCAUCAUAUUAUAUAGUGAUUAUAUUUGUGAAAAUAUAACAGAUUGUGAGAAUUUAACUUGGUUUCUAGUCAAUCAUAUCGAGUCUGUGAUCAAACUUUCUAAUGAAUUUCCUGUUGCUGAAUUUGUGGCAGCAAUUCAUCGAAAUCAUGCAGCAAGUGGUUUAUUUGUACAAGCAGUAGCUACUAGAUGUCAACAAUUCAAUCAGGCGAGUUUUGUAAAUAAAUUAUUAAAAUGUUUGGAAAAUGUACAUCCAUCACAGUCGGGUCCGUUAUUAGUAUUCCUUGUACCUAAUUUAUUAAAUUGUAAAGCAUUGGCAUUGUCAAGAUUGAACGCUGGAUUAGCUAGUCGACGUACUGAACUAUUAUUAACCAUGACCAUUGAAGAAGUUACUAGUCAACUAUCUAAGGAAGAUCUAACUAUAAUCAUGGAAAUAUUACUACAACGAAAGUUAGCCAAAAAACAUGGAACUUUUGUCAGUUUAUUGAAUAAAUUAGCAUCGAAAUAUUAUGAUUUAUCGCCAUUGGAAUUAGAUCAAGGACGAACAGUGAAUCCAGAUUGUAUUAAAAAAAUAAAAACAGAUGGUGCUUGGUUUUAUUCACAAGUAAAAUUACGUUGUUGCCAAAGUUGUUAUCUUGGACCAGAAUCUGCAGAAUUAUUAAACAAACUAGCGUAUGAUGACAUUAUUUCAAUAAUGUCACAAAAAGAUUUUAAUAAACUGAUUUUAAAAGACUGCAUUUCAUUAUUAACUUUAAAUAUGAUGGAUAUGGUGGAGACGCGGGAACUUAAUCAUGAUACACCAUUAUUAAAAGCAUCUGUUGAAAUUCUUAUGAAGCAAGUUGUACAUUUUAAAAGUUUUAUGCCAAAGUCUCAUCAAGUUUACAACGUGAAUGGUUUUGAUAUGUCACCAACAGAAACAAAAUAUACAAAUCGAUUAAAUGAAUUAUUUUCGGAUUCAAUAUUUUGGCAAUCAUUUUUUGAAAUAGCUCCAAGUGUUACUGCAUAUUUAGAAUUAAUAGAAUUACAUCGAAAUAUUAAAAUACCAGAACAGAAUUAUGAAGAUCUAACUAAAUUUAGUGUACUUUGUUUAGAAAGUAUUACAUAUUUAAUAAAAUUAAAAAAUGAUUCAUGUGAUUCAUGUGAAUCUGAAUCAAUGAACAUUGAAUUGAAUUCUAUUGAAUCAGCAUUACAAUGUACAUCAGCGGUACUCAAACAAACCAAUUUAUGUAAUAUAUUAGCAUCCGAUGUACAUAUGACAUGGCUAUGUUCAUCAAUUAAUUCCAUAUACAUUCUAGUGAAUUAUUUUAAUCAAAAUAAUGAACCACUUCCAACAUUAUCCAAAUUUGGUCUAAUCAAAACAUUUCAAAAUCCACAAACACAAUCAUCAGCAAAUGCAUGUUAUCAAUUAUCAAUAUUGAUUGCUUGGUUAGAAAAAUUACAAAAGAAAUUUAAACCAAACAUUCCACAAUCUAUUUUUAUAUUAAUUCGAAGUAUUAUUGUAUCCUUAUCACGAUUGCCACUUGUUAAUUCGUAUGUGCUUACACCACCGGAUGUGUGGGAACAUAUGUGGCAAGUGGAAUUAUUAGGUCCGUAUAAUACACAAGUUCCACCGUUGCCUAUUGAGUACCUUCAGGAAAUUGAAAUAUUAGAACAAUUUAUUUUUAGAGUAACGUUAUUGGGAUGGGUAAACCGACAUCAAUUUGAAGAAACAUGGAUGUGUUUGUUGAGUGUCUUAUCUGCUGAAUCGACUGAUGAAAAUCACCAUGCAGAUGAUCUUUCUGUGAUAAUUCAAGCGAAUUGUUUAGCUGUUCAAGCAAUUACAUCGUUAUUAAUGCAAACUUUGUUAAUACCAAUACCAGGUCAUCCGAAUGUAUCACAUUAUCUUCAUGUACCCCGUGAGAAGAAUUUGAGUCAAUCCAAGCUAAGUGUUAAAAAACUAAAAGCAGUUCAAAAUAAAUUAUAUUGGCGUUACAAACAUUGUUUUCAUUUGCCUGAUGCUGGUACGGAUGUCAAUCUAGAAAAUAUAUUUGAAAGGCCUAAUUUAGAUAGAGUCCAUCAAUCCAGUAAUAAAUAUUUAUGUGGUCAACUUUCAAUUGAAUAUUUAUGGACUGCUGCUAAUAUGCUACAAUCUACACCUGAUCCUAGUUCAAGAGCUGUUCAAAUGUUAAAUGAAAAAGAAAAGUGUUCCAAGGAUUCAGCUCUAGAUAUUCAUUCUUGUUUACAAUUUUUAUUAGAUUUAUAUUCACAAUGGAUUAAACCACAGUUUGGGACACCUUUACGCUUAUUAAAUGAAGUGGUUCGAUCCAUGUUGGCUAUAUCGGACUUAUUCACGGAAAAAUCACAAUUUCAAUGGAUGUUAGAUGUUUGUUUGGAAUUAUCAAAAACUCAUCCACCAGAAGAUGAAAUUUUACAUCAGUACAUUGUGCUUAGUGUUUGUAAAGCGGCAGCUGUUUUAACUCCGGAUUUAGAAGUAUAUGAAAUAAUAAAGCGAUUGAUUGAAAAUAGUUUAAAAAGUGGAUUUCUACCUGAACGCAUUGCGUGCUUACAUGGAUUGUUGUAUUUAUUACAAAGUAGUGUUAUGUCCAACACUGUCAUUGGUGGAAUGUCUGAUGAAAUGUUAUUAAUACAUCCAAUGGCCAUCGAUUAUAUUCAAUAUCAUAUUACUGUUAAUAAUGGAACACUUUACCAAAGUGAAGAUCAUCGACAAGUAAUGUGGGCGCUGGCGUUUUACUUACUGGAACAUGUCGAAGAACAAAUAGCCGACACAGAAAUUGUGCCUAAUGUUUUACAAGUUGUCAUGCUAUUAUUAUCACAAAAUUCUCAAUUAUCGAUGGCUUUACAUAAUACACUACUGCAGGGUUUGGAACGAUUAAUUGUUGCAAAAAGCAUAACAGGCAAUGUUGUGGAACAAGUAACUAAAUUAGCUGUUGAUCGCUUAAAACAUCCAAAUCCAGGUUUUGCAUUUCCUGCCUUACAAUUGUUAUUAGCUUGUAUGUACACAGAAGGUGAAAAUCAAAUAAAUGCACCAGAGAACGUUAAUGGUAUUGUUCAAAUGGAUCCAGAUCUAUUGGUCGAAGGAAUUGAAAAGAUCUCUGCAAUAUUUGAUCGUAUUAAAAAAGGCUAUCCAUUUGAAGCACAAAUAUUAUGUACAGUUUUACCACACGUCUUAAAUGAUUUCUUUCCACCGCCUGAGAUUUUAACCAAAGUGAUUGGUGAAUUUUUAUCACAGCAACAACCACAUCCUAGAUUGUUGAGUGAUGUAGUUUUUCAGAUAUUUGAAAGAGCAAGUGCCCAAAAUCAAUUAACAUUAUUACAAGAUUGGGUCGUAUUUAGUUUAUCAAAUUUUACACAAUGUCUACCAAUUGGAAUGGCAACAUGGUGUUUAAUAUGUUUUUUUAUAAGUGCAAGUACAAAUCAUUGGUUACGUGCAUUAUUUCCACACGUACAAUCACGCAUUGGUAAAUAUGAGUAUGAAGACCGUAAAAUGUUGUGUAUAUCUGGUGCAGACUUCUAUCGACAAUUAACUAGCGAUGUACAGAAAAAUAAAUUUAGAGAAACCUUUGAAUCUGUUGUUAAUACACCUGGAACACCUUUUAAAGAUUUAUUACUAUCAUUAUAAUAAAUUUU
This is a messenger RNA of Chrysoperla carnea, 9054 nucleotides long. RefSeq names its product huntingtin (gene htt). Gene Ontology annotation, cellular component: cytoplasm; nucleus. The transcript is spliced from 28 exons. The record is from RefSeq and is a predicted model, not a curated record. NCBI's taxonomy places the organism in Eukaryota, Metazoa, Arthropoda, Insecta, Neuroptera, Chrysopidae. The coding region runs from base 32 to 9046 and encodes 3004 amino acids.